Messenger RNA from Aphis gossypii (cotton aphid), 1534 nucleotides. RefSeq lists its product as uncharacterized. The transcript is spliced from 7 exons. The record is from RefSeq and is a predicted model, not a curated record. The coding region runs from base 1 to 1497 and encodes 498 amino acids. NCBI's taxonomy places the organism in Eukaryota, Metazoa, Arthropoda, Insecta, Hemiptera, Aphididae.
AUGGAGUACCGUACACCUCUUGAAUUGUCCUUUAGUGGUAAUGUCGCACAAAACUGGAAAGAGUGGUAUCAACAAUUUAAUAUUUAUUUAAUAGCGUCUAAUAAAGAUGAAGAGAAUGACAUAAGAAAAAUGAAUAUCUUAUUGAAUUUAAUUGGUCCACAAGGGGUUAAGAUUUAUUGUAACUUUAAAAAUAAAGAAAAAACUAAUUUUGAUACGGUAGUGCAACCAUUCAACCAAUACUGCGAACCAAGAAAGAAUAUAAUAUUUCAAAGAUACAAGUUCGGAUGUUGCAUACAGCAAGAGGGCCAAAACUUUGAUGAUUUUCUCACUGAAUUAAAAAUACUAGCUGCUACUUGUGAAUACAAAGAAGAGGAUAACAUGGUACGAAACAGAAUAGUGUUUGCCGUUAAAGAUCCAGAAAUCAAAGACAAAUUACUAACCAUAAGUAAUUUGACGAUGGACAAGGCGGAAGAAAUAUGUAAAACUACAGAAGCAACUAAACAAGAACCUCAAGAAAUGGCAACAUCAUCAGAAAUACAUAUGUUGGACAAAAACAAUAAGAGUGAUAACCAUGAACCACAGCCUAGGCAUGAUGAAGAUGUGAGAGUAUUUUUUAAUAGGAUCCGUGAGAGGGGUACCUUAGAAAAUAUUCCACCUCAAAUUAUUUAUAAUGAAAAUGCUCAACAAUUCCCUGGAGCAGCUUUGGAAGUUGGUCGUCCAGCAGCAAUGCGGGCAAUAGCAAGGGCUAGACGUAGAACUACUCCACCAGUUCCGCCGAGUCUUGCUGAGUGGCCAGCUAUAUUAAAUUCAGCUGAGUGGGGAUCAAGACUAGCGAAUUGUAAUGGGACAGAAUAUCGAUUCUUCCAGGGGCCGUUAGAAGUGUUGGGCGAAGAUGGAAAUAUACAGUUUGUAGGAGUUGUAUUUUGCAACAAUCAAUUUCUCCAUCAAAUGAAUGUACACAUGCCAUCUUUACGUACAUUAUGCAUUGAUGGAACAUUUCAAGUGAGGCCAGCUAACCCACCUGAUAUUGCUCAACUUCUUACAGUACAAAUUGUUUUCAACAAUGUGGCGAUUCCCAUUAUCCAUGUUUUGCUCAUCAACAAUACAACAACUGCAUAUUGUAGAGUUAUGCAGUUCAUAAGAAAUGAUUUGGCGUUAAAUUUUUCUUAUGAAAAUCUACAAAUUAUUACAGAUUAUGAGCAGGGCUUGAGAAAUGCAAUAACCAGAGUGAUUCCAGAAGCCACAAAUACUGGAUGUUGGUUUCAUUAUAUACGUUGCAUAACUAGAUAUUUGAGGAAUAAUGGGCUUAUUAACAUUUGUAACACCAAUGAGAAUGCAAGACGUAUAGUAAGAAUGCUUAUGGCAUUGCCACACCUACCAGGGAAUCCAAUUGAAUACCACCAAAAUAGAUUUUCUAUUCAGUUGGGAUUCAGAUUUAUUCAGGAUUUAGUAAGAGACUACGAGCUUGAAGUACAAUUAAUAAAAAUUAAUGGCUGAGCAAGACGAAUAUUCUAGCAAUGGAAGUGGUUAUACG